This is a messenger RNA of Onychostoma macrolepis, 16834 nucleotides long. It is a transcript of the gene abca12, whose product is annotated as ATP-binding cassette, sub-family A (ABC1), member 12. Gene Ontology annotation, biological process: lipid transport; transmembrane transport. Gene Ontology annotation, cellular component: membrane; intracellular membrane-bounded organelle. Gene Ontology annotation, molecular function: ABC-type transporter activity; ATP binding; lipid carrier activity. Lineage: Eukaryota; Metazoa; Chordata; Actinopteri; Cypriniformes; Cyprinidae. The record is from RefSeq and is a predicted model, not a curated record.
AUCACUGACACCGGCGCGAACACCUGGCGACAGAGAAAAUUCAUAUUUUUCUCCUUAUUAGGCUAACUACAUACUUGAUUUUAGUUGUUUUUGAUAUAAAUUUUUCGUCAAUUGGUGGAAUAUCACAUGGAAAGUGCUCUUUGCUAGGAAUAACCUGGCAAAAUGUCUUCAUUAUAUCAUACGCAUCGGACCCAAUAACGAUACACUAAAUCUAAUCCAGACUAAACAAGCACCUCUCCUCUGAUGGCCUCCUUCUUACAACAGUUAAGACUACUACUCUGGAAAAAUGGUCUCAGUGUCAUCCGGCAGCCCACCUGGUCGCUGGCUCUCCUUGUCUGGCCACUUGUGAUCUUUAUUAUCUUGGCGAUCACCCGUUCACAGUUUCCACCAAAACUCAGAGACACAUGCUAUGUGGCGCCUAGAAACCUUCCGAGCACCGGGUUCUUCCCUUUCCUGCAGACACUCAUGUGUAGCACCGACAGUAUAUGCACCAGCAAAUCCUACCUAACAGAAGGACAGUCCAAAUCGUACUGGUACACAGGUCGUCGCCACCGCAGGGAUGCUGAAUCUCACAGUCUACCAACACUGUUCCAUGACCUACCUUCACUGGCCCAUCUACAGAAGGGAGGACUGAUUCACUCAAUCCUUAAAAGGGAUACAUCAAAUCCAGAGCUCCUAGAGCUAUGGGAUCGGAUGCUCAAUUCCAGCUUUCAAAACAUUCCCAAUGUGACUUCAGUCAUGCAAACGUUCAACAACACUGCACCGGUUGAUCAGACAAUGGAGUCCGUUUGGGAAUCUGUGAGCGUCUUGAAAAAAUCUUUAUGCAGCUUCUCCAUGACUGCCAUCAACACAUCAGCCAGUACCCAGGAUCUCUUUACACAAGGCUUAAUAAACUUCUGCAGCUCCAACGACACUGUUCUGGAAGCAUCCUUGCUCACCCUGAACCAGGUGCUUACAGAAAUGCUGCUCAAUAACCCGACAGAAGUAUUGGGAUCAAUUGGAGGGACUGUGGUGGGCCUAGAUAUGCUUCAACAGGAGACAUCAGUGUGGGAUUUCCUACUUGGCUUGCCUGAUCUCUUCCUAAAGCCCACAGAUGAAGAGAUAUUAAAUUCUGGAGCAGAGGAACUGGAAGAUCUUAAAAAUUUCUUGACAUUUCUCCAGAGGACUUUUCCUCAGGCCAACAUCUCUACUGCUGUCACAAACCCAGUCAUCACUAAAGGCAUUGGCUUUCUCAACUACAUGAGUGCUUGGAAAGGGAGAGAUGUGUAUUUCAAACUGAGUGAUGUCGUGACCCCAAGCAGCAUUGCUCUACUUAGCUCAGACAUAAAGGACCUUAUCAACCAAAUCCAGAUUCCUCUUGAUAAGAUUCUAGUGCUAUUCAACGAGGCACAUUUUCGUACCUUUUUGUGUGACCAAAACAUCAUCGCCUCUUAUUGUUGGAGUUGGGAAGCGGGCCAGAUAUUUGAAGGGAUAAAUACAUGGAAAGUUGUUGAACAGGUGCUGUUGACCUGGAGUCAGACCUCUGCCUCUGCAGACUUAGCCUUCACUAAGGAGGUGUUCAGCAGCUUGCUGGGCCUAGUCUCUCCAUCCAGUCUGGAUGCUGUUCUCAAACACAGCAGGUCCCAGCGCAGCAGUGAUGCUCAGCCACAGAGCCUGGGGGAACAAUUGGUCUUCGGAUUAAGCAGUACAGCAUUUGAUUUUCUACAAGGCAUGCCUGGCUGGGAAUACAUUCAGACUUUCAUGAUGGCUGGCCAUUCAUCCAUGCAGGUGGCGAGAGUUGCAAUGGAAGUACAGCUACCAUUCAUUGAUGUGGUCCUGAGAGACGCCAAGUAUGUCCAGGAGGCCUUCCUUUCUCUUAUGCAGAAUGAGACCUUUGCUAAGGCCUGGGCUGACCAUGCCAUGGACUCUAUUGUGCAAACCGUGGCCAAAGUUCUAGAGGGUCACACUAGCUGCAAAGACCUUUCUGCUCCCUGGGCUUGGAUGUCAACAUACAGCUCUAUAGACCUUCAGUUGUGGGGCACUCUAGUUUGCGCUGGGAAUGACACACGUCUUGAGGAAAUGCUGUUAACAUCACUUUUGCCAGUUACCGAGAAGGUCCAGCAGUUGGUUGGUGCUGUGAAUGGAACAGUAAUGUACAAUGUCACACCCUCAAUACUUAUGGCAGAGUGGCACAGCCUGUACACAACUGCCCUGCAGUAUGUCACUGCCCUCCAGGACCUGCAAACUGUGCUUAAUGAGAACUAUUUUGCAGCUUGGAUCCCAGGGAACAUUUCAGUUGGAUUGUCCCAGAUUCUGUUGACCAGGGCUACUGGCACAUUUGAGAAUGUGGGUUCUCUGCUAGAGAACAGCUAUCUGUGGCCCUCCAUGGAACCAUAUUUCCAUAUGGCUUAUUGGAUUUUGACCUACCAACCUAAUGCCACUGCAUCACCAAACUGCACACUUCUUCCAUCUGCCUUCACCUGUCAGACCGGCGUUACCUGGGAAACAGCUGUUCCACUGAUUCAUUCUUUGAUCUCUGAAAUGUCAAGAGAACCUGACAGCCUGUUAAGACCUCUCCAGGGGACAGUGGCUCUCCUCCAAAACAGUUACAUGCCACUUUUACAGCAAGUCAUUGCCAAUGGCCUACCAGGUCAGCUCCUUGGUAGUGACAUCUCACUACAAGACUUGUUGCUGAUCCUCAUUAAUACAGUUGAUAAAGAAAUUCAGCUCCUCUCCAACAUUCAGUCCACACAACAGUUUGACACUCAGCUCUCGCUCACUCUGUUAAACGACAUCAUGGCAGCUCUUGGACUGGGGCAGAUAGAGAACCUGUUGUCAGGAGGUUACCAAACAACCAGCAUGCACCCAGUCAUCAUGGGCAUCCUUCAGGUCUUGAACAAUGAGUCCAUCCAGAGGCUAAAUGUAGAGGAUAGUUUUGCAGUUCUUCAAGCAAUUUUGAGCCAACUUGGAGCCAUCUUGCCUCCAGAGCAGAAGUAUCAGUUAGAAGCAGUGCUAAAUAAGACUCAUGCCCUCAUUCAAGAUCUGGAGAUCUGUUCAGCUUUUGGCCAGGACUGUGUUGCUGAUGUCCAGAAUGUCUUUGAUAAUCUUGGAGCAAUCCUUGCAUUUGGAAAUAAUAUGACCAUCCCAAUUACACCUCUUCAGGGUAACAUGACUCUCCCUGUUGUGCUUGAUGUUCUCACUCUGCUCCUGCCAUGGAACAUGUCCCAGCCAGCAGAAGCCUCAAUGGAAAUUUUCAGGAAAAUUCAGUAUCUUCUUGAGCAGGCUUAUUCAUCUCCUGUUUUCAACAUCAGUCAAGUUUUACAAGAAUCCAAUCUCACCGUUUUUGAAUUAGAACAAGUCAAUUCAGUAAUUUAUUCUAAUUGGUCAGCAUCCGUACUGCAGACUCUGAAUAUGGCCAUUCAAGUCCCACAGUGCAUGAACACUCAAACCUCACAUUCUCCCCAAAAGCCUCCUGCUAAUGGACAGGCCGAAUGUGUCCUUCAGCUCAUCCAGACUGCUUCUGGUUUACUUGGAGUAAUACCUAUGGCAGAGAAUGCUCAAAUUACUCUAAAUAAUUGGCUUAACAUCAUUUCAGUAGAGUAUCAGAAACUAAAUAACAUGUCCAUUUCUGGAUCUGACCCACUUGCACUGACAGAAGAGGUGCUGAUAACAACACUGUCAGCCAUUAGACAAAACCUUCAGGGUCUUGAUGUGGAGAACAUCACUGAUAUUACAAAUGAACUCAACAUUCUGGAAGACCUCUUGAAAAAGGUAUUCAGAGAACCAUACCCUUACCACACCAUUAAUUCAACAUUGAUGGUACAGGGGCAGUAUGCACAGAAGGUGUAUGGAGAAAUCACACUGUGGUAUUUAAACAAGCUUGGAAAUGCCACCAGUGACAGUAUGUUUGCAGAGAUUCUCCAUCAACUGAAACACAUGACUGAAAUGCACGUGGCACUCAUCAAUGAAGAAGCAGAUAUGGUGACGCUAGUAAUGAAUCAGAUCCAGAACCUGACUCAUGUGAGGUUUCCUCUGGAAGGCGAGGAUCUUGUACAAGUUGCCAAUACAAUCAUGACCAUGCUGCAGGGUGAGCUGGCAUUGAUUAAAGGAACUCUUGAGAUCCAGCAGGCAUUCUACGAUUCUCUAGGCUCCCCAAUGAACAUCAGUAUUCCUGCUGAAAUUGAAGCUCAGAUCAUGACCUACCUCAGCUUGACAAAGGAGUGGAUAACUAACCCACAAGUGAUGAUGGCACUUGCUAGAAUUUUCCAGUGGGAAAUUAGCUCUGUAGAUAUCACAACACCUGGGAAGGAUCUUGAACAGCUCCUCCGAGCCUUGACUCCCCUACUCAGUCCUGAAGAUCAAGAGUACCUUGCUGUUGUUGACCAGUUCUCUCAGGCAGUAAACUACGCUCUACAGGUGGCUAGCAUUGAUGGUGGUGUCCAAAGUGAAAACUUCACAGAAGCCAUCAUCAGUGCUGUGAGAGUGAUUCUGGAGAGUAUUUCAAAUGAAACUGGAGCUCUACCUAAGGAUGUGGCUAACAAUAUUCUCAGAGCUUUCAAUGGUUUCCUUCAGCUGAUCCUGAACCCCAAUGUGAGCUAUGCACAAGCUAUUACCCUAACACAGGAGACUAUCCAGAUGCUAGAGGGAGCGAUUAAUACCCUUUUACCAGCAGAGGCAGCUGAGGUGUUGGUUCCCAUUAAAAACAGCAUUUUAUCCUAUCUGAAUAACAUCUCCCAGCCUGCUGGAUUUGACCUUUGGAAUGAACUCAUUAUAAAUGUGAUGAGAGAGCUUCAGAAUUCCCUACCAUCAAACAACACAGCUCAGCCCAUCAUAUCAAUGGUAAUCAAGCUCACAGAAAACCUUCUGAGCUCAAAUGAAGGCAACUUGACCAAGGACUGGAUCAUUAACCAACAACUGACAAUGGCACUAGCUGAAAUCUUCCAGGGGAGCGUUAGCUCUGUAGAUCUUGCAGCAGCUGGGGUGAAUCUGGACCAACUUUUGCAAGCCAUGGCCCCCCUACUCUCCCCUGAGGACAGAGUCUUCAUUGCUGUUGCUGAACAGGUGUCUCAGAGACUAACCUACGCUCUACAGGUGGCUAGCAUUGAUGGUGGUCUCCAAAGUGAAAACUUCACAGAAGCUGUCAUUAGUACUGUCAGAGUAGUUCUGGAGAGUAUUUCAAAUGAAACUGGAGCUCUACCUCAGGAUGUUGUUAACAAUGUUCUUGGUGCAUUUAAUGGUUCACUUCAGCUGAUUCUGAACCCCAAUAUAAGCUAUGCCCAAGCUAACACCCUAACACAGGAGACUAUCCAGAUGGUAGAGGGAUUGAUUCAUACCCUUUUACCAGCGGAGGCAGCUGAGGUGUUGGUUCCCAUUAAAAACAGCAUUUUAUCCUAUCUGAAUAACAUCUCACAAUCUGCUGGAUUUGAUCUUUGGAAUGAACUCAUUGUAAAUGUGAUGAGAGAGCUUCAGAAUUCCCUACCAUCAAACAACACAGCUCAGCCCAUCAUAUCAAUGAUAAUCAAGCUCACAGAAAACCUUCUGAGCUCAAAUGAAGGCAACUUGACAAAAGACUGGAUCAUUAACCAACAACUGACAAUGGCACUUAGUGCAAUCUUCCAGGGGAGCGUUAGCUCUGUAGAUCUUGCAGCAGCUGGGGUGAAUCUUGACCAACUUUUGCAAGCCAUGGCCCCCCUACUCUCCCCUGAGGACAGAGUCUUCAUUGCUGUUGCUGAACAGGUGUCUCAGAGACUAACCUACGCUCUACAGGUGGCUAGCAUUGAUGGUGGUCUCCAAAGUGAAAACUUCACAGAAGCCGUCAUUAGUACUGUCAGAGUAGUUCUGGAGAGUAUUUCAAAUGAAACUGGAGCUCUACCUCAGGAUGUGGUUAACAAUAUUUUUGGUGCCUUUAAUGGUUCACUUCAUCUGAUCCUGAACCCCAAUAUAAGCUAUGCCCAAGCUAACACCCUAACACAGGAGACUAUCCAGAUGCUAGGGGGAGCUAUUCAAGGCCUUUUGCCAGCGGAGGUGGCUGAGGUGUUGGUUCCCAUGAAAAACAACAUUUUAACAUAUUUACAGACCAUCUCCCAAUCUGCUGGACAAGACAAAUGGAAUGAAGUUAUUGUGAAUGUGAUGAGAGAGCUACAGAAUUCACUGCCAUCAAACAACACAGCUCAGCCCAUCAUAUCUGUGAUUCUCAAGGUCACAGAGUAUAUUCUAAACUCAAAUGAAGGAAAUACAAACAUGUGGCACAACCUAGGCAACUUCAGUUUUGGCAGCCUAAAUGAAAUAACAGAACAGCUUGCAGUCUUUCUGGGCUCUACGUCACCAUUCAUGAAUGAGUCCACCCAGACUGUCACAGAAUCUGUAGGUGUUUUGGUCCAGAUCCUUUCUGGGAGUGCUGACCAGCUGACCUUUGACAAGUUGGAGAAGAUGCUGGCUGCUCUGUUUUCAACCUUCAAAGGUACUCCUAUGUGGGAUUCGUUGCCGUCUGUUGUGUCCACAAUUCAACAAGCCAUUGUCAACAGUGCUCACAACAUGCAGGCACAAACAGAGCUCCUCCACAGCCUCCAGCAGCCAUUGUCCAGCCUUUUGUCAGGCAUUUUUCAUGGCAUGAACACAAGCAGUUUCACUACUCAGUCCUUUGUUGGUGGAUUGCCACAGGCCCUUGUGUCAACUGCUGAAGCUGCUCUGCAGGCUGGUUUGGAGGGUCAUAGCCUGAACUGCAGCUACAUGCAGCAAAUAUGGCAGGAUGUCAGAGUUGGUGCUGGAAUAAGUGAAGACACUGUUGCUUUGUGGUGUAACAUCAGCCUACUGCCAAUCAUAGCAGCCUACAAUAAACCAGUUCCAGCCUUUAAUAUGACGGGAAUGGUCAUGAACCCUCUAUGGAUAAACACCACUGCAGGAAUGAUGGCCGAGUCACUGGAGACUUUCUAUGGGGCGUUUCUGAACAGUACCUUUGCUAGCAGUCACCUUACAGAAGUCCUGUUGCAUUACACUUCAAUGCUAUCCAACCUCUCAGUGCUAGAAAUAACAAACCAGGCUGACUGGAAUGUCCAGUUCCUCCAGAUGCAGCUGUACCAAAGCCUCUCCUCAGUACAAAUGGCUCUGGAGCAAAUUAAGACAGAAGCUCCCUGGAUGACGCCAUACAUCGAGGCAAUUGGAAAAACUAUAGAGGUCAUCCUACAGAAUGGCAAUCUCCUUCAGAAUUCAACUGUAAGCCCUCAGAUCAUCAUGCAGGCUCUGGAGAUCACGCUCACCGGAAUGAAUUUUACAAAGGAAACCAUUAAUUACAUCCUGAGUGGAGACAUAUUUAUGAACCCCAAUGGAAGCACAGUUGACAGUUUAAUAAAAGAGGUUAUCCAGCAAAUCAUUGGUAUGGGAUUGCUGGGCGACUGGCCCACCCUUUAUGGAAUAAUGCAGCAAAUUCUGUAUUUGGAAGAUACAAGUAGCAUCCUAUGGAAAACUGUUGAUUUUUUCAACUGGCUGUACACUACUCAAGAUACCGGACUAAAUUUUGUCUUGGAGAUCCUGCGCAAGCUAUACAAUAUAGUAAGAGAUGCCCUAACCAAGAUGCCACUGCCGUGUCUCUCAAAAACCUUUAUUGACCUUUCGGGGAAUGUUUUGUACAUGCUGAAACAGAUCAAACUAACCAGUGACCUCUUCGACCCUGUGGAGCAAUAUCUAAGCCCACUUAAAAUGCAAAUUGCUCAGGGACAGAACCUACAAGGUCUUGUGUCCCACACAAGAAAUGCCAGAAGAAUUGCUAGCGAAGUACCGAGAGAGCCAGUGGAUGACUUCCUUGACCUACUUGGCAUCGACUACCAAGCCUUGCUUGAGGUUCUUUCCAUUCCACCCACCUCGACUGAAAUUCUGGAGACUAUUCAUGUUUUCUUUGCAAAUCCAGACUUGGGUGUCAUCCUGAAGGGUUAUUUGAGUGAAAUUAAUGGAAACACAGGUCAGGAGGAAACCAUUGACACAGCUCUGAACGUGCUGUCCUACUUGACACUCCCUAGCAAUGGACAGCAGUUCCUAGAGAUGUUCAUGGACAUUGGUAGUGAAGGGUGGAGUUUGCAGGACCUUGAUAAAGUAGAGAAAUUUGCAGAGAGCCUAGGAAGAACAAUUGACGUGGCCAUGGUGCUAUCCGACCAGCCACCUCUGAACAUUGCGCAAAGAAUCGAGCACAUGGCCCAACAACUUCAAGCUUUGGUGUCAAAUAUCAUCUUACAGGGUGAAAUGGCACUGACACUGAUCCAAUUCCUAACGGCGCUCAACAACAUCCUUACCGAGAACUUUGAGGAAAUCAAGGACAUCAGCCCUCAGGUCACUGGCAUUCUCCAAAACAUAAUUGGCUCGUUUUCCAGUCCAGGGUCUCAGAUGAGUGCAGCAUCCUAUUUAGCAGCCAUGGAUCAAACUGCAGAAGCCUUCGAAUCACUUCCCUCUGGAGAGGUAGCUGUGUAUUUCAACAUAUCUGGACAAAUGCUGCAAGCCUUUGCAUUGCUUGAGGCAUAUCCCGGAGACAUAGAAAAAGUCAUGAUGUCCACCAGCAUGAUUUCAAACUCCCUAAACCAUGUCCUUGCCCUCUCGAAUAUUACAGCUCUUCCGAAUGGACAAUCUGUUCAAGAGGUCACCCAUCCCCUCAUCCUUAGCAGUGCCAUGGCCACACACAUCCUAUUCAACCUCUCCAUGUUAAACUCUAGCCUGACCAGCGGUGCUGAGAGGGAGAUGCUUUUGACCCAGACGUUCAAUCAGAUGGUUGUCGUUCUCCCCAAGGAAACGCACAUGUACCUCUUCGCUAUCAAAUCGGCUCUAUUCACUGCCCUCUCGAGAGUAUCAAACACUGCGGAAAUCACAUCCCACUUCCCAGAAAUCUCCCAGCUGGUUACACAGUCUCUUCUUAACUCUCUAAACAUUACUUAUGAUCCAACAUCCAUGCAUAUGACUCCAGAUGGCCUUGUUUACAUCUUGAUGACCAUGUCUAAUCAAGUGUCCAUGAGUCUCUACGAGGGCCUUAUGUUAUCCGGUUCCCCAAUGCAAAUCUCACAAGCCUUGAACUCUUUAAGUGAGGUUGCAUCUUCUAUAUACUCAAUAAUGCCUGUUGAGGGACGGCCAUACAUCAAUAUCACACUCAACCUAAUAGAGACAAUGUCUUUUGUUCUUAACGACACCAGCACCUUUGGGGAUGUCAAUGGGGCUGUAACUCAAGUAGCCAGUUCUGUCAACAACCUUCUGGCCUUGGUGCACAACAUGAACACAAAUUCCUCCAGCACCAUUAUAGGUGACCUAGAGCAGACCCUGAAGACAAUCCUAAUGAUCAUCCAAGCAGACCAAAGCCCUCUUACCCAAACAGCUGAUAUUACCCAGCAGCUGCUGCACACCAUCCAAAAUCUCAUCUCGCUAGGCAAUAGCAGCAAUGUGGAGUCUGAAGUCGCCAAAAUAGUGCUGGGGGCUUCUAGCAUGAAUAUUGGCCAUCUGCUGGGGAUGAAUGACACUAACUGGACUGACAAGCUGCCUGUGCUGUUGACAAACCUUGCUAAUAGCCUUCCAGAAGACCUGCCGUAUUCUUCUCUUAUUAAGUCCAUCAUGAGAAGUCUGGCCAACGAAUCCCAAGAAAAUCUGCAUCUUCUACUGCAUGUGAUAAACACCGCCUUUGAAUUAGGCUCAGCCAACUGGGCAAAUGAGAGUUCGGGCAUGAUACUGGACCACCUGUUAACUAAGGUGUGUGCUCUGGAAAACAUGGCUUCUGUGCAGCUGAUCACCCAGGUUCUGCCUCUGGGCCCCAGAUUGCUAUGUGACACUGUUGUUCCUGCAGUUCAGGCCUUCCAUGUACUCACAACCAACCUGGUGAACCAAAGCACCGACAUCUAUGAUCUGAUUUUCCAGACUUUCAUUGGAGACCCUAACACUUACAACACAGAAGUGGACUGGACAUCAACUCUCUCUCAAAUUGUGGGCUUCAACGUCUCAACUCUGAAAAAUCUUAAUAUCAAUAUUUCAUCUCCAGCUGAAGUGAAAGUAUCAGAGCUGCUGAAAAACACCACUCUGUUUGUUCAGGAUGUCAAGCGGUAUACCAGCUUCCCCCCUCAUAUUCUUCAGGCUCUAUUAGAUUACUCUCUACCCAGCAGCAACAUGCAGAUCCUGGCAUGGUUGGCAAACCUGCACCAGUGCUCAGACCCCUCGUCUUUGCAACUGGACCCUGCAGGGCAGGAGAUCUUCAGUACCUUCUGUGAACUGUCACAUGAAUGGUACAGCAUCACGAUUCUCUUUCUUCGCCAUGUGGACACAAAGGAGGCUUUAUUCAGGCUGCUGUUGUCCAAAGAAAUUCAGGAUUUGGUGGCAAUCAUGCUAGAGAUGGUCAAGUUUUUGACGGACAUGAUGCACAAACUGGUACCUGCCCUUAACAAACUGCAGGAAUAUCUGACAAACAUUGGAGAACUAAACUUGGUGGCCAACCAAGAGUUCCACAGUCUGGUGAGGGGAAAGCGGUCCACCAUGUCUAGCAGAGCCACCUUUAGUACCAUUGCUCGUGCCUUAUGUAAAAACGGCAUCCUGACGUUGUUCGCCAUUGCAAAAGUUCCUAUCGUAACCGAGACUGAUCCUUCUGUCCAGACGGACCACAAAAGAGAAGAGCUGAUUAAGAAGUUCAAAAUCCCACCCGAUGCUAGUCCCUUCUGUAUGAACCUCUACUUGGAUAUGGUGAACACUACAGGCGGCGCAGUGGCCUGGGCCUUCCUCAAACCCAUGCUGUUAGGACAGGUCCUGUACUCACCAGACACACCAGUGACGAGAGAGAUCAUGAGAAAGUCAAAUUCCACACUGCACCAGUUUGGUGAUCUAAAGCUGUAUGCGUCUGAAUGGAUAGAGUCAUCGUCAUAUGUGAUGCAGUCUGCCAACAUCCUGACAAAAACCUUGCCAAUACUUCAGAAUUCUCUGCGCAAUCCUUUCGUCCAAAACUUCAUUCAGACUCAGACCGGCAUUGAUGUUACACAAAUGAGCGCCACUCUCAACCAAUUCUCAAACAUGACAGUCCUUUUAGAGAAAAACAAGUUUAUCAUGGAGCAGAUCACCACCCUCUCCAUGCUGAUGAUGAACCUUUCCUCCUGUGUCAACUUCGACCGCUACCGAGCCUUCAACUCAACUGAUGAACUCGACGAGCAGGCGGAGAGACUGGCUCAAAACCGUGAGCUCUACGCCAGCAUUAUUUUCAAACUUCCUGAGGAGACCUCCAGCAGCCUGCCCUCGAACAUUGACUACACCAUCCGAAUGAACAUCGAGAAUGUCAUGCGCACCGACCGCGCACGGAAUCCCUUCUGGGUGAAAGAUGCCUUCAUGUCAGACGAGACCCAGCGGUACAACCGAGGCUUCGUGUACCUGCAGGAGAGCAUCGAGAGAGCCAUCAUCGAAAUGCAGACGGGUAAAGCCAUAGAUGAGCCCGCGGUGCAGAUGCAGGCAUUCCCUUAUCCCUGCUACUUCAAGGAUGAGUAUCUCAACAGCAUUGCUUUUGCCUUCCCAAUGGCUCUCAUGAUUUCCUGGGUGCUGUUUGUUGCCCACUUUGUGAAAAAACUCGUCCACGAGAGAGAACUGCGACUUCAUGAGUACAUGAAAAUGAUGGGGGUCAAUCCCAUCAGCCAUUUCUUUGCCUGGUUAAUUGAAAGUGCUGUGUUCCUGCUGGCGACUGUCAUCAUCCUCACUAUCAUUUUGAAAGUUGGCGGCAUCCUUCCUCGCAGCAAUGGCUUCGUGCUCUUCCUCUACCUUUGCGACUAUGGCUUCAGCGUCCUUGCAAUCAGCUUCCUGGUCAGCUCCUUCUUCGAUAAGACUAACAUCGCCGGGCUGAGCGGCAGCCUUAUCUAUGUCAUCUGUUUCUUCCCCUUCAUCGUGCUGAUCCACUUGGAGGACAAUCUUUCCUUCAGUGUGAAGAGUGCUCUGAGUCUCUUUUCUCCGACAUGCUUCAGUUACGCCAGCCAGUAUAUUUCCCACUAUGAAAAACAGGAAGAAGGCAUCCAGUGGAGCAACAUGUAUAUCUCUCCUCUGGCUGGUGACACUUCGUCCUUCGGUUGGCUCUGUUGGCUGCUCCUCAUCGACUCAGUGGUAUAUUUUAUCAUUGGGAUUUACAUCCGCAUGGUCUUCCCAGGAAAGUAUGGCAUUGGUGUUCCGUGGUACUUCCCAGUGACUCGGUCCUUCUGGACAGAUAUGUUCAGCUGCUGUAGCAGAACGCCAAAGAAAAUAGGCAGAGGGCUGCUCUUUACUAACAUGAUGCACGAACAAAACAACACUGACAAGAGCAAAGGUAAAAGUAGCUUGGCGGGUAAUGGAGAAGAAGACUUCUCAGGAUUGCCUGUUGGAGUCUCUCUGUAUGGCCUGACAAAGACCUACGGCAACCGGCAUGCUGUAGACAAUCUGAACCUUUCUUUCUAUGAGGGACAUAUCACCUCUCUGCUGGGUCACAAUGGAGCUGGAAAAACCACCACUAUGUCACUUCUGACAGGGUUGUUUGCACCCUCCAGCGGCACCAUUGAGGUGAAUGGGAUGGAUAUGCAGACGUCUAUAGAUGAUGUGCGUAAGGAGAUGGGCGUGUGCAUGCAGUAUGAUGUCCUGUUUGACCACCUUACCACAAAGGAACACCUGCUGCUAUACUCUCAGAUUAAAGCACCCCACUGGACCAAACAGGAAGUGAACGAACAAGUGCGAAGAAUCCUAAUGGAAACAGACAUGCACGCCCACCGCCACAAGCGUGUCGGCACCCUGUCAGGAGGUAUGAAAAGGAAGCUAUCCAUCUCCAUUGCCUUCAUUGGAGGCUCACGGCUGGUGGUGCUAGAUGAGCCGACCACCGGGGUGGAUCCCUGUUCCCGACGCAGCAUCUGGGACAUUGUCCUUCAGCACAAGCAAGAGCGUACCAUCAUUCUUUCCACCCAUCACCUGGAUGAGGCUGAAGUUCUCAGUGACCGCAUCGCCUUCCUGGAGCGCGGAGGCCUCAAAUGCUGUGGUUCGCCCUUCUACCUCAAAGACAAGCUGGCUAAGGGCUACAACCUCACCCUCACAAAGAAGGUUCAGACUCCUGAUUCCAACGAUAAGUUUAACAUUGAAGAACUCAGGGCUUUCAUUCAAUCCUACCUGCCUGACGCUCAGCAGAAGGAGGGAGAGGUGGGCGAUUUGGUCUAUGCCCUCCCAUCGUACACCCCCCAGAACGCAGCUGCGUACCAGUCUCUGCUCACCGGUCUGGAUCAGAAUCUGGACAAGCUUCAGCUGGGCUGCUAUGGCAUUUCCGACACCACCCUGGAAGAGGUGUUCCUGCAGUUGACUCGAGACGACUUGGAGCCUAAAGAAAGUGAAACCUGGUCUGUAUCAGAGUCUGUGAUAGCGAAUGACAUGUUUGCCUCAAGAGACAGCAUUCCUGACGAUCUCAACAGCACGUACCUUGGAGAGAAAGCCAGCCUCACUGGGACCUCAGCCGUGCGUGGGUUUGCUUUGACCACGCAGCGGGUGAUGGCCAUGUUGCUGAAACGCGUGCAUCACUCCAGGAGGGACUGGAAGGGGCUGUUCUCCCAGGUGUUGUUGCCUGUACUCUUUGUAAUUGCUGCCAUGGGCCUGGGCUCCAUCAAGAGUGAUCUUCAGCACUUUCCUAAGAUUGUGCUCUCUCCUGCUCUGUACCACGUUGAUGAACAGUAUAGCUUCUUCAGCAAUCAGAAUCCUGCCACCAACAGUCUUGUAGAUUCCAUGAUGUCCCAUCCAGGCAUUGACCACGUUUGCACGAGAGACCCCACAGAUUCGGUUUGUAAAGAGAGAUCUGCUGCAGCAAGUGAGACCUGGAUCUCCAGAGGCAACAGCUCUGCUACAUUUACCACCUGCAAGUGUAGCAACCAAGUGCAGUCAUGUCCUGCAUCCAAUUUCGAACCACCUCACAAAAUAAAUCCAUCAUCCCAGGUUGUCUACAACCUGACGGGCAUCAACAUAGAGGACUACCUGCUGGCCACUGCCAAUGACUUCAUCAGAAACAGAUAUGGAGGCUGGGACUUUGGAAAGCCUCUUCCCAUUGAUCUUAAGAUGGACAUGUUAGAUGUGCCAGCUAACAGAACCCUUAGUAAGGUUUGGUAUAAUCCAGAAGGUCACCACACCAUGCCUGCCUACCUCAACAGCCUUAACAACUUUAUCCUGAGAUCCAAUCUGCCACCAGAGAAACGACAACAAUAUGCCAUCUCCAUAUCCAGCCACCCUUACCCUGGACAAGUGCAAGACGAGGAUGUCAUGGUGGGCGGUUUGGUCAGCAUCCUGGUUGCUCUCUGUGUCCUCACUGGUUACUCCAUCAUGACUGCAAGCUUUGUCAUCUAUGAGGUUCAGGAACAUCACACUGGCUCCAAGAGACUCCAGCAGAUCUCUGGCAUCAGCGAACCUUUCUACUGGAUCAUCAACUUUUUCUUUGAUAUGGCUCUUUACAUGGUUCCUGUGGUCCUCUCGGUGGCGAUGAUAGCAGCGUUCCAGCUCCCAGCGUUCACAGAUAGGCAAAACCUCGGCGCGGUCACACUUCUGCUGGUGCUAUUUGGAUUCUCUACCUUCCCUUGGAUGUAUCUUCUGUCUGCGGUAUUCAAGGAUACAGAGAUGGCCUUUAUCGGUUAUGUUUGCAUCAAUCUCUUCAUCAGUGUCAACACCAUCAUCUCCACAUCCAUUAUUUACUUCCUUGGUCAGCUCAACCAGAAUGACCAGAGCAUCCAGGAUGUGUACCGUACCAUGAGCAACAUAUUCCUAGUCUUCCCUCAGUUCAGCUUUGGCAAUGGGUUGAUGGAGUUGGCACGGGUUGACAUGCAGGUGCAGAUCUUGAGCGCUUUUGGAGUGGACGCCUACAAGAACCCCUUCAGCAUGGAUGUUCUGGGCUGGAUGUUCAUCUCCAUGUUCCUGCAGGGUUUCAUCUGCUUCAUGCUUCGCCUGCUACUUAACAAGACGCUCCUUCGCAAAAUCAGAUGGUUAGUCUGCUGGAAGAAGAAUGUUGUUCAGAGCUAUAGCCCCAAUGAAGAUGAAGAUGUGGUGGCUGAACGUCUGCGUGUGGACCGUGGAAAUGCGAAUGCUGAUAUUCUGCAGGUUAACCAUCUGACUAAGGUGUACCAAAACCUGAAAAAGAGGGUACAGGCGGUGAAGAGGCUGUCUGUGGGCAUCCCAGCUGGCGAGUGCUUUGGAUUGCUGGGAGUCAAUGGUGCAGGAAAGACCACUACCUUCAAGAUGCUGACAGGAGACAUUAGCCCUACUGAUGGCUCGGCCAAGAUCCGUGACAUUGACGGGAGAAUGGUUGACAUCAUAGACUGCAGGAGAGAGGGCAUAAACAUUGGUUACUGCCCCCAGGUGGACGCACUGGAUGACCUCCUGACUGGAGAAGAACAUCUCUAUUUUUACGCCCGUAUCAGGGGCAUCUCCAAGAGGGAGACUGACCAGGUUGUGAACUAUCUGUUGAAAAAGUUGGAGCUCAAUUACCAUAGACACAACACAAGUGAGAGCUACAGUUGCGGAACACGCCGGAAGCUGUCGACAGCCUUGGCCCUGAUCGGAAACCCUCAGAUCCUUCUCCUGGAUGAACCCAGCUCUGGAAUGGACCCACGUUCCAAACGUCACCUUUGGAAGAUCAUCUCUGAGCAAGUGAUGGGCAAAUGUGCUGUGAUCCUGACAUCACACAGCAUGGAGGAGUGUGAGGCCCUUUGCACCCGUCUGGCUAUAAUGGUAGAAGGACAGUUCAGAUGCCUCGGCUCCCUACAGCACAUCAAAAACAGGUUUGGUAAAGGAUUCACGGUGAAGAUGUACUUAGCUGGACCCUCCUGCGAUGUAGAUAUGAUCAGUAACUUCAUGCAGCAGAAUUUCCCCAGCACGUGCCUGAAGGAUCAUCACUCAAAUAUGGUGGAAUACCACGUGCCUGUUGCUCCCGGUGGUGUGGCUUCAAUCUUUGGUCUGUUAGAGUCCAACAAGGCUGUACUGCAAAUCAAACACUUCUCAGUCAGUCAGACCACUUUGGAUGAGGUUUUCAUUAACUUUGCCAUGGGGAAGACGGACACAGAGGAACAGGAAGUCACUGAAGGAACGGACAUUGACAGUCUAGACUCGUACAAUGCUUUGGACUGAUGAAAUACUUGCACAUUAUGGGAUUUAAUUGACCCCAAAAAGAUGUUAAUUUAAUACAUAGGAAAUCUUUCAUAGGCUAUAUAUUGGUGUUGUGAUUUUUAUGAAAGACAAAAAAAUGUAUUUUGUAUUGAAUAAUGAAGUUGCCGAAUACCUUAAGGAUAAUUAUUGAGGAUUUAUAUGAAUAAUUAUGUGUUCAUUUACUCUUUCUGCUCUUCCAAACUUGGGUUCAAAUAUUGCUCAACAUUAAAGGAACUUGUUAUGGAAGUUUGUUGCUAUUUGUAUUACCUUAAAAGGGUUAAUAUGCAGAAAGUUUACAUUAGUUUACAUAGUUUGAUGCAAUCCAUUAAUCUUUCAUUUGUCAUCAAACAACUCUGCUGCUUAUCAAAGAAAAUGAAGUCAUUUAUUUACUAAAUUGUUUGAAAUUUUAUUAGCUCUACCGAACAACCAGCAAUGUGGUACUCAAUACAGAAUUAAAUAUGUAUGCAGAGUGAAGAGUCCAUCCUCUUAAACUGCUAGCUGCAUCGAUGCAGCUCUUGUCUGGGGUUGAUAUAAAUCACAAAGACCUUUUUGGCUCCAAGAUAUAAAUGAUUCUUCAAUGUCUGCACAUCUUCACUCUCAUUAAUAUUUUCUCUGAAGGCACAUCUCUUGUGCAAGAAUGUACUAAAUAUUUCAUCGGCCCUUUCCUCUGUCUGCUUCAAGGCACUGUUUCUCUUUUAAAAAUGUACCAAGCUUAUUUUUACAUUAAAGCUAUUUUUCACAUGCA